Messenger RNA from Poecilia latipinna (sailfin molly), 2046 nucleotides. Its product is annotated as receptor-type tyrosine-protein phosphatase C-like. Gene Ontology annotation, molecular function: protein binding. The record is from RefSeq and is a predicted model, not a curated record. The coding region runs from base 44 to 1618 and encodes 524 amino acids. The transcript is spliced from 13 exons. NCBI's taxonomy places the organism in Eukaryota, Metazoa, Chordata, Actinopteri, Cyprinodontiformes, Poeciliidae.
CUGCAGCUCCUCUUAUUGUUUCAUAUGCAGGUUGUUUCUGGACAUGGCUGAUCGUGGUGCUUCCCGCCUUCUGCUGGUCUUAACCACGAUUAUCUGUUUAGCCAAAUCUGAGCCAAGCGCCGCGUCUCCACAGUGUUCCUACAGUGUCAGGGCGAUCCGGUUUGGCUUCCAGUUUAAAAUGACCAGUUUCCCCACUGGUCGCUACACGAUAAGCGUUGGUGAGGAAGGAAGUCCAACAACUGAGAAGAUCGUAAACGUUUCUUCAUCUAGUAAAAACCCAACGCAUGAAAUCCAACAUCUGAAGCCCUGCACUGAAUAUGAGCAUAAGGUCACGAUGCUUGACAAUAACGGUACAGAAAUAUCCUGCAGCGGCUCUGGAGGAAAAGCAAAAACACUCAACAUGAAUGAACAAGACGUCACAAACAGCCCCUGCAUCCCGGGACACGUCUGCUACCACAGCGGCUGGAACAUCAACUCCUCGGUUUCUGCACCAAACCAAACCCAACAGUUCAGAAACGGGACCUUUGGUUUCAAACUGGCUGAAGACGACAUCUGCUCAAACUUCACUGUCAGUUUUUAUCAAGAUAACUGCAACGACUCCUCAUUUAGCCUGACCCGAUACAUUCCUGCUGAUUACAUAAACCCAAAUGAGAUGAAUCAGACUCAACACAACCGCCUUCCUGCAGAGAUAGAAACAAAACUGCCUCCAAACUGUAAGAAUCUCAGCAUUGAGUACACCUGCUCAGAAAGUGGAAAGGUUGGAGACUCCAUUCUGCUCUCUAAUUUGGAGCCGUUUACAGAUUACAGCUGCACUGGUCUGAUCAAGAACAACAACGUGUCCAUCAACAAGAAAACUCCAGCUGUUCAGGUCAACAUCGCCUGUGAUUUUACAAUGGUUAUCAGUGAUACAUAUGACAAUGAAAGUUUAACUGUGGGGUGGUGGCAAACAACCAGUGAGAACUGCGGAGCCGUUCUUCCUAAUCUAGAGAAACUUUCCUACACCUGCAGCACUCAGGAAGUUGAUGGAGAUGCAAAAAAACAUGCUAAGACAGUCCGACAGCCUCGUGGAGGAAUAUGUACAACUUACGAAUUUAAAAGAUUCACCGACUAUGAUGUUGAAAUCUACCCCACCUAUAACAACAAGAAAGUUUCCCAAGGACUAGCAUUCAGAGUACGAACAAAUUCCGGAGUACCAGAUAAAGUUCAGCAACUGAAAGUCCGUCUCAUAAAGAAUAAUGUGAUCAGAGUAAGUUGCUCCCCGCCAGUCGGUGGAUUUAAAGGACCGAAGAAAGUUUACAUCGUUCGUCUCAGUGGCAACAGAGAAGUUGUGGAAACUGAUGAGUGUCUUUUUGAAAUCGGGGAUCUGAACUACCUGACGUCCUACACAGUCCAGGUGGUUGCCUUCAAUGGGAAGCAUGAGAGUGAAGCUGAAACAGCAAAGGUUUCCACUCGCUACAACAACAAAGCUCUUAAUGGCAUUUUGAUCUUCAUCCUCAUCAGACUCAUCAUCAUACUCGUAGCACCGCGUCUGGCAGUCUUCAUCAAAAAGCAAAAGAAAUCAAAACGUGUUACUAGAGAAGAAGUUAAGCUCACAUCAACAGCGAAGGCUUACAUAUGAAGACACCGUGGCGCUGAAGACCGACGCAUCGUUUACUGUCUGAGCUUGAAUCUCAAGUUCAGUUGGAGACGAUUUUGAAGAAAUUCAAAACAUUCACGGCAAAAUUUCCUGGAUUUUGAUUUUAAUGUUUUAUAAUAUAUGUAUUUUUUUUAUUCAGAUGUUUACAGGUGUCUACAGCUGCGGUUGUUACUAAAUGCAUCCAUCUGCUGUUAGAUGCAUAUGUUGCUUAUCGCUGUGGUUUCUCUUUGUUUCUCUCUUUCUGCAGGUGUAAAAUCAAAUCCUCGGGUGUCUUUUAUAUUCUCUUUAUCUAAGAACAAUGUAUGCAUUACAUUUGGCGUUUGUUUUCAGAUUUAUAUUACAUGUGUGACUUUUGGAAUAUGUACAAAUUUUAUUUCUUAAAAAUAUCAAAUAAAACAAUGUGCUCUUCA